Messenger RNA from Loxodonta africana (African savanna elephant), 1462 nucleotides. It is a transcript of the gene SMARCE1, whose product is annotated as SWI/SNF related, matrix associated, actin dependent regulator of chromatin, subfamily e, member 1. The transcript has 11 exons. The record is from RefSeq and is a predicted model, not a curated record. Gene Ontology annotation, cellular component: SWI/SNF complex. Gene Ontology annotation, biological process: negative regulation of DNA-templated transcription. NCBI's taxonomy places the organism in Eukaryota, Metazoa, Chordata, Mammalia, Proboscidea, Elephantidae. Bases 162 to 1397 code for a protein of 411 amino acids. Gene Ontology annotation, molecular function: nucleosomal DNA binding; nuclear receptor binding.
AAAUUACGAAGAAGUGUCGAAAGUGCGAGUACGGAAGCUCGGGGCGCGAGGGGCGGGGCGUGUGCGGGACAAAGGGAAGCGAAGCUGAAGCUGCGGGCGCUCUGCUUGCCCGCGGUGUCUCAGAUUCAUUCUUAAGGAACUGAGAACUUAAAUCUUCCAAAAUGUCAAAAAGACCAUCUUAUGCCCCACCUCCCACCCCAGCUCCUGCAACACAAAUGCCCAGCACACCAGGGUUUGUGGGAUACAAUCCAUACAGUCAUCUCGCCUACAACAACUACAGGCUGGGAGGGAACCCGGGCACCAACAGCCGGGUCACGGCAUCCUCUGGUAUUACGAUUCCAAAACCCCCAAAGCCACCAGAUAAGCCGCUGAUGCCCUACAUGAGGUACAGCAGAAAGGUCUGGGACCAAGUUAAGGCUUCCAACCCUGACCUAAAGUUGUGGGAGAUCGGCAAGAUUAUUGGUGGCAUGUGGCGAGAUCUCACUGAUGAAGAAAAACAAGAAUAUUUAAACGAAUACGAAGCCGAAAAGAUAGAGUACAAUGAAUCUAUGAAGGCCUAUCAUAACUCCCCUGCAUACCUUGCUUACAUAAAUGCGAAAAGUCGCGCAGAAGCUGCUUUAGAGGAGGAAAGUCGACAGAGACAGUCUCGCAUGGAGAAAGGAGAACCUUACAUGAGCAUUCAGCCUGCUGAAGAUCCGGAUGAUUAUGAUGAUGGCUUUUCAAUGAAGCAUACAGCCACCGCCCGUUUCCAGAGAAACCACCGCCUCAUCAGUGAAAUCCUUAGUGAGAGUGUGGUGCCAGACGUUCGGUCAGUUGUCACAACAGCUAGAAUGCAGGUCCUCAAACGACAGGUCCAGUCCUUAAUGGUUCACCAGCGAAAACUAGAAGCUGAACUUCUUCAAAUAGAGGAGCGACACCAGGAAAAGAAGAGGAAAUUCCUGGAAAGCACAGAUUCCUUUAACAAUGAACUUAAAAGGUUGUGCGGUUUGAAGGUAGAAGUGGACAUGGAGAAAAUUGCAGCUGAAAUUGCACAGGCAGAGGAACAGGCCCGCAAAAGGCAGGAGGAAAGGGAGAAAGAGGCAGCAGAGCAGGCCGAACGCAGUCAGGGCAGCACUGUUCCCGAGGAAGAGCAAGCAGCUAAUAAAACCGAAGAAAAGAAGGAAGACGAAAGCAUUCCAAUGGAGACAGAGGAGCCCCACCUUGAAGAAACGACAGAAAGCCAACAGAACGGUGAAGAAGGCACGUCAACUCCCGAGGAUAAGGAGAGUGGGCACGAGGGGGUUGACAGUAUGGCAGAGGAAGGAACCAGUGACAGUAACACCGGCUCAGAGAGCAACAGCGCCACAGUGGAGGAGCCACCGACAGAUCCCAUGCCAGAAGAUGAGAAAAAAGAAUGAAUGUUGCCUUGAUUUAUGUCUUCUAAAUACUUUUUUAAAUGAAAUAAUGCUUUUUUGAGUUUUAA